Molecule: messenger RNA, 11370 nt
Organism: Vespula vulgaris
Lineage: Eukaryota; Metazoa; Arthropoda; Insecta; Hymenoptera; Vespidae
Gene: sick
Product: protein sickie
Exons: 20
Coding region: 2648-9688 (2346 amino acids)
Biological process (GO): nervous system development; neurogenesis
Molecular function (GO): ATP hydrolysis activity; protein binding
Source: RefSeq, a predicted model, not a curated record
GCCGGCAACGUAGAGAUCCGAUCCAACGUGGUACCGAUAGCGCGGCUCCUUCGAGACCGACGCUCACCGUCGGUACGGAGACGUUCUUCGAUAUCGACGUCGCUUUAUCAACGAUCGUUAACGGGCCUAACUCUCCCGAUAUCCUCUCUUGUCGACGUUCGAUACGACGAUCCACGGUAGCAUACGACGGAAUACGAUGGAGUCCAAGAUCGUUGGGAACGGUCGAGUACGAGGUCUCGUCCAUCCGACGAGAUACUCCGAAGAGAACGGGUGAUCGAUAAUUAUCGUGUCAUCGUCGUGUGCACUGUCGCAAUGUCUAAAGAAAAGCGCACGAUGAUCUUUUUUACGAAGGUCCUUGCUCUUUGCGACGCGCGCGAGAAAUUGUGAUUAAGAUUUGACAGAAGAUUGAUUGGAAAAAGAGUUGGGGAGGAGGUUCCAUUUGACGACAUAAAUUUGAAAUACGACGUCUCCUUUAAUCUCCAGGCAGGAGAACUACGUUGGCACGGUCGGCGUGGUAAUUCAAACGAGUCCUAAACGAAUAGAAAGUGGAUCGAAGAUAGGAGGACUCUCGUUCGACUCUGGUAACAGUCCUCCUUACCUGGUUUCAGAGAUGCAACCGUGUUCAAAGAUCGCGUCUCUGCAAUUACGAAGGAAUAGAAAGAUUCCGGAGCUUUGCUCUUCGCAAACGAAAGAGCAAAGGCACGGAUGCAGAGGCAAAAAGAAGGUUUUCGACCUUUCGCCGGAGUCGAUUAUCGCGGAUAUGCUCUGGACGAAGGAGGGGGCGGUAAAGGGUCACCCACGCGACCGAGAGAAAGAGAAGAAAAAGCCGAAGAAUCCCUUAAUGAUCUAAACCAGGCACGAUUUUGAAAUUCGAUUCGUUCGCUCGUUCGCUCGCUCGCUCGCUCGUUCGUCAAAGCGAAUCGACUCGACACUUUGCGAAUCUUCGUUUCCGCAAACGGAAAUAUCCCGAGCGAGCUUUAAUCGAAUGCAACGUCGCGAGCUUUGCUUUUUAUCCCAACGGCGGAUCGAUACUCGCGAGCGUUACUUUGGUCCAACGAGCGAGCGCGUUAAUCGAGCCGUGCGUUUCUCGCUCGCGCGUACGAUGUGAAAGGAGCUAUUUCGCCUUAUUUCACGUUUUACGCAAAAAUCGAUAGGACUUAGGUACGCGCGUGACAUGGGUUGUACGUACGGACGUGGACGCAACGGCGUUCGUCCGAAGCGUGCCGUCGAUCGGUAAGCUCUCGGAUGCGAGCGAUCGCCUGGCUCUACUUACCCCCCUCGACGAGGGACACCACGAACGCUCCGAAAGGGAACCUUUCGAAAGGUUUCGAACGAAGGAGAAAACAUUGAUACGAGCGAGGUGCGCCCACGCUCGUAACAAUAGUCUUCUCCUGGAGCGAAGGAAGGAAGGAAGGUCACGUGCGCAGGCGCCCAAGCGAAGGAGCGGUUUGUUGGCAUAAAAAUGGCUUUAAAAUUGCCACGGCGAUAUCGAAAGAGCGCGGCGCGAGAACGAGGGAAAGGAACGUGGCGCGAGAGGUGCUACUGACCGAAGGAGGACGAAGGAGGACGAAGGAGGGCGAAGGAGGACGAAGGAGAACGAAGGAGGACGAAGGAGUACGAAGCGGUCAGAAGGGCAGAAGGCUGGAGGAGCGAAUCCGCCGAUCGGCACGGAGAUUCGACGAUCGAGUCGAGGAAAUGGGUAGAAAGGGAAGGACGGACAACGCCGGUCGCGAGAAGAAGAGAGAAAGCUCGCUGCGAAGGUUUGACCGAUGCUGCGAGCGAGCGAGCGUGCGGGCAGAGGGGAAGAGAGAGCGAGAGCGAGAGCGAGAGGGAGCUACGGUCGCAGGAGAGAGGACGCAGGAUAGCGGUACUAGCGCAAAGGGGACGGUGGGGAAGCCGGCGAAGCUCGAGCUGGAGCGAGAGAGCGAGCGAGAGAGAGUGAGAGAGAGAGAGAGAGAGAGAGAGAGCGCGCGCGGCGGAGGCGGAGACGGUCAAGAGAGAGAGAGAAGCCACGUGCUACGGGGAACGGGAAUGGUGUUCUCUCGGGCCUCAGUUUGAAACGGGCCAUCAACGAUGCCUACGCACCAUGGCCGCACCAUGAGCAGUCGUACGGAGUCUUCGUGCUCUUCGUAACGUUUCGGUUCUCGUUCUUAUGAUUUACGACGGAUUAACCUUGAUUCCUUAACCGCGAAGAUGUUCGGUAGUAGGCGAGAGAUAAUACCUCGUCGUCAUCGUCGUCGUCGGACGGUCGCGAUCGCUCCGAAUCGUCGGUUCGAUCGAUAGGAAAGAUCGUCGAUCGUCGCGCGACGCCUUCGAAACGAUAUUCCGCGAGGGAACAAAGAAAGAGAGAGAGAGAGAGAGAGAGAUAAAGUCGUUGGAUACUUUUGAAUCGUCCGAUCGUGCGAUGGAACAGCCUCGAGCGUGAUCGAAUAGCGUGCCGCCUGCGACGCUAGCUCUCGCGUCUGGGUUGCGUUCGCUCGCUCGCUCGCUCGCUCUCCUUAACGCCCCGUCGAAUGUGUCUAAUCGCGUUUCUUCUCGCGACGCGAUCGAUCGAUCGGUCGAUCGAUGCUCUCUCGAUCUUUCCCUUCGUCCACGAAGACUCGUAGCGUUCGCCGAUAAAACGUCUCGAGGCAGGCGUCCUCUCGAUAUGGGUAACAGCGGAAGCAGCGGCAACAGCAGAAAGGCACGAAGCUUGCCGAACUCGCCGGAAGCUCACAGAUUACCAUCGCCGUACAACAAGCAAUCGGGUGUCGGUGGUGGUGCCGGGGUUGGGCCAGGGGGUGCCACGAGCAUACCUUUACCCGCGACGGUGGCCGCAACGAGACGAUGUCCUCCGGACAAAGUCAGACCUGCCCCGGCUCCCACGCAUCAGUCUCCUCUCGGAGGUCUGAAGCAAGGGAACGGUGGUGUGGGGAGCGCGAGCAGUUCGAGGAGUACCAGCCCGAGUCAACAACAAACACCGCAGACCGGUCUGUCCUUCAUUCCUCAACCGAGGAGUCAGAACGCGAAUCGGCAAGGCACUGGCGGUACCCCAAGUCCUAGAACGUCGGCCGUGGGCAGACCGAGUGGCAUUAGGACGACGACGACGGCGGCGGCGGCGGCGGCGGCGGCGGCGACGGCGACGGCGACGACGACGACGACGCAGCCUUGCCCGUAUUCCGGUAGUGGAAGUACCACGGCGCAAAACAAAAACUCGGUUCUCGACAAGUUCAAGCUCUUCAACAACAAAGAUAAAAAUCAGGAGAGGGGAAAGGCCACGUCGGGCGUAUCGAAGCGUACGUCGAGUUCGUCCGGUUUUUCCUCGGCACGCUCGGAACACUCGGACAGUUCUACGUCGCUCUGCGAUCAGGGCAGGAUCCAAGUAGAACCGCCGAAGAGCCGAGCGUUAAAGUCCAAGUUGCAAUCGAGCAAGCAGACGGCGAAGCAAGCUAGUCCGAAGACCAUCAGGAAGGAACAGAACAAGACUCAGAGCAGCAAGAUCGCCCGUACGAAGGGAUCGAUACCGGAGAAGCUGACGGGUUAUACAAAUUUGCCGUUGGACGAUGUCAAAAAGGAGGGCGGAAGGAUCGCGAACGUCUGCGCCAAACUACCGGCGGACAAAAAGUCCUCGAACUUGCAAGAUCUAUUGAAAAAUCAUACUUCUACGCAAUCGCAGAAGGGAAAUAAUACGACGGCGACGACGCCGGCGAAACAUAUCGGUCAACAGGAGAGCAAAAAUAUAUCGAAUUCGAGCAGAAACGAGCUUGCGACGAAACAAACGACGCCUCGGCCGAAGAUGGACCUUCCGGGAAAGAUAACGGAUCCGAAAGUUCACUUGCAGGCGCUCAAGGUACCUCCGAACGGGGUCAACAAGGACGUGCUCCUACAAAAGAGUUUGCUAUCCAACGCGAACGGGAUCAUAUCGCGAACGGAGCAGGAAGACGCGAACGUUCCGAACGCGCGAAACAAUCCUAGCCCGUUCGAUCGGCAUACGCAGUGCAUGAACCAAGCGAAUAUGCCGUACGAAAGGGCCGUCGAAAAGGACAUCAACGUCGACGUAGGCGAGUCGAACGCCGUACCGAAUCGAAAGCAGGACUCUUCGAUCUCGGACAACUUAACCGGCACUUCCCCGUGGAAAGCGCAAAACGCGACUCGCGAGGAAGAGAGGAUACCUGCGGACUCCCCGGAGGAGGAGGAAGAGGAGGAGGAGGAGGAGGAGGAGGAGGAGGACGAGACGGAGGCUUCGGCGGUGGCGGAAGAGGAGGAGGGGGAGGGGGAGGGGGAGGAGGAGGUCAAGAGGAACGGUUUGCCCGCCUCGAACGUAUCGAAGCCGAGCUCCUCGCGGGACGGCCCCGGGACGCGAUCCACGUCCGAAAGCAAAGAUUCGAGGAUCAAGGAAGAUAGCACGAAUCCCGAGCCACCUACGAAUCAAGUGCAAAGCGCGAACGUCCAGACGUUUCCAGGAAAACAGAUCCUAGGUGGCCCGUUUCAGGGGCCUACGCUCUCCGUAACCGGUCCCGGUUCUAACAUACCGAAGCCCACGGCUUUGGUAAAGGGUACCUCGAAACCGCCUAAAGAAAACAACGGGCCGAGCGUGCCUACCCCGACCAAACCGAAGGGCGACAUUUUGCAUCGAGCCAAGCUCGAUCCGAACACGGUCGCGAUGGUCUCGCCGAUGCCAAGUAUCUCCGAUCUCAUGUCCGAGAGCUCUCACAGCAAUUCCAACAGCACGGGCCAAAGCAAUUCGAGCGACAGCAGCGUCAUUUACCGACCGAGCAGCGAGAGCGGUAGCGAGAUCAAGACGAUACCUAAUCGGAAGAUAGACACGACCUUCGAACAAAUGGAAAAGGUUUUAUCGGAAGGUUCAACGUGCGGCAGCAGCAGCGGCGUCGGCGGCGGUGGCGGCGGCAGCGGCGGGGGAGGUUCGUUGGCCGACGACGAGGCCGAGAUGACCGUGAAGCCGAUGCAGCCUCUUCUUCGUGGUUACACGCCCGGUGCCAGAGCCCUGCAAACCCUUCCGAGCAGAACGACGGCGCGACAAUACACGAUUCUUCAUUCCUCCUCCCAUCAUCACGUCUCUCACGAUUACGCGGACAUCGACAUAGCUUCGGGUUAUCUCAGCGACGGCGAAGUUCUCCGAGGCGGUGGUAUGAGCGUCGGCAGUAGGACUCUGUCCGAUCUCUGCGACGGUUACAUGUCGGAGGGAGGCGCUUCCUUGUACGCGCGUAGGAUCAAUCCCGCUUACGGUCACGAUCGCGAGAGGUACGUUGGUGGCUCGCGACGAGAAUUGUCCGGGGUGAAGGAACUGGUGAGCUCGCGAAGGGUGCAGAAGAGGCCGUCGGCGAACGCGGUGAGGUCGGAUGGAGCCGGAGGAGGCUGCAUCGUCGCCGGUACCGUCGGUGGAGGUAGCCUCGUUGGAGGAGCAGGAGCCCUGUUAGGCGCUUGCAGCGGUGGGACCGACGCAUUGGCCGAACUCACCAUCGAGGAGCUGGCCUCGAUUCCGGCCGGAAAUCACACCUCCGCCAAUCACACGGGUCAUUCCACUCAUCACAAGAAGGUGCCGGGCGGCGGUGGCGUGAUCGUGGGGGGUGGCGGUAAUUCGGCCACCCCCCAAGGCGCGCAACAGAGUAAUAACCUGGUCUAUCGUGUGGUGAGCUCGAGGCAUCCCGGCAGUGGUCACCAUCCUCACACGAAAAAAUCCGAUAGCUCCCAGCAGACCGAAAGUUCGGCGUUUAAGCAUCAGCAACAACAGCAGGGAUCCAACGGUUCGUCCAACAGCAGCUCCAACAGUCAGCAAUGGAGAAAGUACAUAGAGGCUGGCGCGGCGAGAGACCGAGAGAGAGACAAGGAGGGCGCACCACCGAGCCCUAGUCCCUCCAGAAGAUCCCAGGAUAAACAUCGGAAACAGACCAUGGCCGAGUAUGCGAAUGGCGAGAAGACACAGAAAGUUUCCUCGGGAACGUCGACCGGUAAUAGCAGCAGCAGCGGCGGCGGCGGCGGCGGCGGCGGCGGCGGUGGCGGCAGCAGCAACAAAGUCAGAGGAGUGCCUCAGAGUUUCGGAUACGUGAAACGACACAGUGCCGGUACCAGUCCUAGUCCGAACGGUGUUCAAAAUGGUAGCAAAGACGCGGCGACGAGAACGGCUCAAGUCAGUGCGGUUCCAAGGACGAAGGUUAAAGUGUCCGGCGGAACUCAGACGUGCACCACGGAGCUACAGGCAAAUUCGUCGAGUUCCAAUCAAGGUCAUCACUACAAAAGUUACAGUCUCACCGGGCCGAGCGCCAGUCAAUUGUCUCAAUCCGUUCGAGAUCGUUUGUUGCUCGGUUCGCAGAGCCUACCGAAGCCAGGAAGUCCCGAAUUCACGGCUCUCUUUGCCGCGGCUCAUCACCGCGAAAGAGGAACUGGCGCAGGACCGGUCAGCGCCUCUUUCUCGCCUCGCGUCCUUAAACCUUCCGAUGGAAGCCUCAGCGAUACCUGUAGCAAUUACGCCGCUCCCGAUCUUCCAGGUUACUACACCCCUAACAGUCCCUACGCCACAUCCUGGAUGAGGCACAGCAAUACUUAUACUCCCAGUGGACGUUCGCAAGGUAUGGGAUUGUGCGAAGCCGACAGCGUAGAAUCUCUAGGAUCGCAUAGAGCGAGCUUAACGCAUGCUCGUCUGCUGAUGCAUCAAAGGGACUCUACGGGAUCCCCAGCUCCGCCGAGACUCAAUAGGAGUAAUUCGAUUAGCCAUCUACGGGACAGGACAUUUCCAAGAUCCACUAAAAGCGAGAAAAUGUAUCCAUCGAUGCUAGCACGAGGGAGCGGUACGUCGUCGUCCGUCGGCGAGGAAGCCGGUAUCGGAAUUGGUAUUGGCGUGGGCGUAGAACCAUACUACAGUGUUCCAGUUGGCUCGGCGGGAUGCACCGGCCAACAUUGGUCUCAACCGACUUCGCCGACACCGACGCAUACGUCCCGACAACCACCUAAUUUGUAUCAACACGUACACAAAGACGACGAUAUACACGGCUCCUCCGUAUCCCUAGUGUCGACAGCAAGCAGUCUCUACAGUUCGGCGGAAGAAAAACAGGCACACGAAUUGAGAAAGCUACGUAGAGAGCUGCUGGACGCCCAAGAGAAGGUUCACUCACUGACCAGUCAACUAUCGACCAACGCACACGUCGUGUCCGCCUUCGAACAAUCCCUGUCGAACAUGACGCAACGAUUGCAGCAACUCACGGCAACGGCCGAAAAAAAGGAUUCCGAAUUACAAGAGUUACGGGAAACGAUCGAGAGGCUUCGGAAGCAAAGCGCGGAGGCUGGAUUGAACAACGGGCCGGGAGGAUCGGGCAACAACAACGGACGUCGACACACUCUUGGCGAUUCGGAUUCCGGCAAUACAGGAUGCACGGGCGGCGGUAACGGUGGACAUCAUCAGGGUGCAUCGAUGGCGAGACAGCUGUCGGCGGACAGCGUCACUUCGCUCAACUCCUUGAGCAGCGCUUGUUCCGCGAGCAGUAGUCAUCAGAAGAAGAAGGGUUGGUUGCGUAGUUCCUUUUCGAAAGCAUUCUCCAGGUCGCGAAAGAACAGGCACGGUUCCGUCUCCGAUGCCGAGGAUUGCAAGGACGGUGCCAGCGGAGAAUUGAGCGUCCCGAAUAGCCCGAGAUUACCGACGGCCUCGAAACACGAAAGCGCGAGGAAUCAAAGUGCCGGUAGGAGCAACGGACAAAAAUCGCCGGAACCUGAAAAUCCACUCACCGGGAGCAAGAGCAGCUCGGCUCUUUACAAGAAGGAAGACGAGGACGUGGACGAAUUGAAGAAACAACUCAGGGAAAAGGAUCUCGUUCUCACGGAUAUCAGGCUGGAGGCACUCUCCUCGGCCCAUCAAUUGGAAUCGUUGAAGGACACGGUCAUCAAGAUGAGAAACGAAAUGCUCAAUCUGAAGCAAAACAACGAACGCCUGCAGCGGCUGGUCACUUCGAAAUCCCUUACGUCCUCGCAGUCGUCUCUCCCGAGCGAUCCCGACAGGCGUUUCAGUAUGACCGAGGUGGCCUCGAGCGUUGCUGCCCUUUCCAACGGCGACAGCAGUUCGACUGCCGAUCAAUUGGAAGAUCUCAACGUGCCCGAGCACUCCGUCGUACCGUCUUCGGCGACUUCGGCUACGAGCGGCGAGCCGGCGUUAGACCACGACACGGACGGAAAGAGAAUCAACGUUGCCGUCUAUCUUGGGAGCGAAAAAAAUUUCAAUUACAAUCUAAUAUCGGGUAACAACUCGGACAGUGGCGUCAUCGGCGAGCCUCCGCACUGCGUUAUCGCGAACGUUUGCAUCAGCAACAAGACCAGCUGGGACGCUUUGGACUCGAUCGUACGACGAUGCUUCAAGGAAUACGUGUCGAGGGUCGAUCCCGUCACGAAUUUGGGUCUCGGCGUUGACUGUGUCGCCGCUUACCAUCUCGGCGAAGCUUCGAGGUGUACGACGGACUCUCAGCACCCGGAAUUACUACCGUGCGGUUAUCUGAUAGGACACGUGAAAACUAUUUAUCUGGUGCUCUCGGGUUACUCCUGGCUCGCGAUCGACACUCUGAUACCACGCUCCAUCGUUCAACGACUAAUAUCUUUGUUAACGGAACAUCGCAGAGUCAUCCUUUGCGGACCUAGCGGCACCGGGAAAAGUUACUUGGCAGGAAAAUUGGCCCACGCUCUCGUGGAUGCCGAUACGGACUCGAAAGACGCGGCCGCCGUGGCCACCUUCAUAGUCGAUCACAAGUCGAGCAAAGAACUCAAGCAAUAUCUCGCUCAUAUCGCCGAAAGAUGCGACUCUAAUGCGGCCGACGAAUUGCCGAGAGUGAUAAUAUUGGAGAACCUUCAGCAUGCCGCCUCUCUCGGUGAACUUUUCAGUGGUCUUCUCGGUACCAGGCACUCCUCCUGCCCUGCGAUCAUUGGCACCAUGAGUCAGGCUACCUGCAGCACCACGAAUCUUCAAUUACAUCAUAACUUCAGGUGGGUACUAUGCGCCAAUCACAUGGAGCCGGUUAAAGGAUUUUUGGGCCGUUACCUCAGGCGAAAGCUACUAGAACACGAAUUACGUGAAUCAGGUGGCACGAGAAACGCAGAAAUGGCCGCUGUCGUGGAAUGGUUGCCACGCGUCUGGCUGCAUCUCAACAAGUUCCUAGAAACGCACAGCAGUUCCGACGUAACGAUAGGCCCUCGACUUUUUCUCUCUUGCCCCAUGGAAGUGGCAGGUUCUCAAGUUUGGUUCACGGAUUUGUGGAACUAUUCCGUAAUACCGUAUCUGGUUGAGGCUGUCAGGGAAGGCCUAACGUUGUAUGGAAGACGCGCGAGCGGAAGCGGAAAUGGCGAAUCCACGUGGGAAGAUCCUGCACAAUUCAUUACCUCCAGUUAUCCGUGGAUCUCGACGCACGCCGUACACGAUGGUAGCGACGCUCUUCUUCGCUUGAGGCCCGAGGACGUUGGUUACGACGUCGUUACCUCGGGACAUACCUCGGGCGUAGGUGCGUCCAGCGUAAAGAGCCUCGGCAGUACACACAGCGACACCGAAGGAGAUCCUCUUUUGAACAUGCUGAUGAGACUUCAGGAAGCCGCCAAUUAUUCGAGUCCCCAUAGCAACGACAGCGAUUCCGUCACUUCCCUCGAUUCGUCUCAUACUCGACAUUCGGAGGAUCUCAGUUCCUCGACGUCAUCCUCGAGGGGCGUAGAAUCCGCGCUCUGAAAUAAAAAAUACGACUCGAGAAUAUCGUCUAGAAGGGAGAACGUUUAGGAAACAAUCGGGAUCGUAACAAGAUCAUGAUUACGAAAUUACGAGAUAAUUGUAGGUCAAGCGAUCGAGUAUAGAACGAGACCCCGGAAGGUGAGCGACGGCCGAUCGAUAGAUAAAUGAGCGAUGAGAGCGAGCUACGCGAUCGAACAAGUUUUUCUACGAAAAAAGUGUCGCAUAAACGUAUCCUGGUGCGGCAUACAUUUCCAACGUGAAAAUUAAUAACGUUAAUGUAUGUAUAAUCAUACCAAUAUUAUUAUUAUAUAUUCUCGGCCAUCCAACAACUGUGUAUGAUACGACUAUCGUGCAGGGAGUUUCCUCUUUUUUUUUCUCUUUUUCCUUUUUCUUUUUUCAAUUUCUCUUUCUUUCCUUUGUGUCUUCUUUCAUCCCUCCAAGUAACUAAAUUUAAAUCGCAUGCAAAGUGAUGUCUCAUAUACAUUUAAAAACAUCUUUAUUACCUGUGGUUGGCCUAUAUCCAAGUUCUACGUGCAUCGAGCACUUUGGUGUGAUAUUUAAUUAAAUAAGUAAACGACAACUAUGUAAGGGAUGAUUCCGCCUUUUUUCCGAGGAAUAGAGGUGACGCGGAGAUAAAUCGUACGUCUCCAUGCAAUAAUCAACGCUGCCGUUACCGAAAUACGAAUUUGUUUCGAAUGAAUGCAUUUCUACGAUCGAAUUGUUAUACGAGAGUCAUGCAAAUACAGCCUAUAAAGAAAAAAAAGUGAUAUACUCAAAAGUUUUGCUGGUAUACAGUAUUAUCAUAGAACGUAGAAAUAUGGACUAAGCGAAGAUGUAGGAAUGGCAAAGCCGCUAUUCCACUCGUCCAAUAUUUUCAGGUAAUCUAUAAUCUAUGUUUUCUUAGACGGAUCUCAUGGACGGAUGGUUCGAUGCAGCAUAUAUGUAUUUGUUUCGCACUCGAGAACGCGAAGCAAUUCGAGAUAAUCGUGCGCGCGAGGAUAGUCUAUUUAUACAUACUUUGCUACGAAAGCUCUAUUUAAUUAUAAAAGAACAAAAAUGUUAUUAUAUAUAAUAUACACACGUACGUCUCGGAUAUACGCAUACGUACACGUACCACACACACACGUAAUACGCAUGCGCCUGACAUAUACAUAUACACGAACAUACGCGAAUGACGGCGCUAGAUAUGUAUUAUGAACAAAAACUGAAUAAUUAUUCGAUAAGAUAUGUGAGUAAUUCUGGUCAUGUAAUGUUGUAAAUAAAGUAUAUAAGGGUUAUUGUGCGAAGACGUUGAGGAGGAAGGAGCUAACGUGGAAACUUGACUCAAAGUUUGGUAUCAUAAGCUUGCGAGAAGUCUUGUGGUAACAGAAAGGAAAGUAGUCGAAUGCUGCGACAUUACGCUGACUUGUAGCUUGUUUCGCUCCCACAAGUUUCUCUUUACUGCAAAUCCCGACGAGUACCACGAGCUACAUUCGCUAUACAUAUUGUACAUGUUAUCGAACUGAGAGUAUUCUCAGAUCCCAAUCUGUGACACGAACUUUAAAGUAUGUUAACGAUUAUACAAUCGUAUUAACAGGUUUUUUACGUUUGUACCGUAUUUAUACGCUGUACGGCGCUACAUUCAAAAUUUAUCCAAAUAAUGGUAAUUAUUGUGACAUAAAAUAAACCACAUUAAACUCUAA